UUUUUUUUUUUUAAAUAAAUGUUUCCGAGUUCUCCACACUAAACAGUAAACACAGCAGGGGGUAGGUUUGUGAAAGUCUUAUUAGCUUAAAUGGAGCGAACGAAGACAGACUGCGAGAGAACAGAGACGUAAUGAGAGUGAUAUUGUCUGUGAUUUACAUUUUUCUGCUUCUUGCAUUGUCUGGUAGAUGCAGCGAUGUUUAUAGUAGGAGAGAUUUCCCCGAAGGCUUCACUUUUGGAUCUGCCACUUCUGCUUAUCAGUGGGAAGGAGCUGUUGAUGAAGAUGGGAAAAAGCCUAGCGUUUGGGAUACUUUCCUUCACUCUCGUAACUUAGCAAACGGAGACAUAGCUUGUGAUGGGUACCACAAAUACAAGGAAGAUGUGAAACUAAUGGUGGAAACUGGCUUAGAUGCAUUCAGGUUCUCUAUCUCUUGGUCUAGGCUUAUACCAAAUGGAAGAGGUCCUGUUAACCCAAAAGGUCUACAAUUCUAUAAGAACUUCAUUCAACAACUUGUCAGCCAUGGAAUCGAACCACAUGUUACAUUGCACCACUACGAUCUUCCUCAGUAUCUCGAGGAUGACUAUGGAGGAUGGAUCAACCGCAGAAUCAUCAAAGACUUUACUGCUUAUGCAGAUGUUUGUUUCAGAGAGUUUGGGAACCACGUCAAAUUCUGGACCACGAUCAACGAGGCUAAUGUAUUCACUAUCGGAGGUUACAACGAUGGGACUUCCCCCCCUGGUCGUUGUUCUAACUGCUCAUCAGGGAACUCGUCCACUGAAACAUACAUUGUAGGCCAUAACUUGCUUCUUGCACACGCCUCUGUUUCAAGACUGUAUAAGCAAAAGUACAAGGAUAAGCAAGGUGGUUCUGUAGGCUUUAGCUUAUAUGCAUUUGAAUUUGUUCCUUAUACAAGCUCCUCUAAGGAUGAUGAAAUUGCAAUUCAAAGAGCCAAAGAUUUCUUCUACGGCUGGAUACUUGGGCCUCUUACAUUUGGAGACUAUCCCGUUGAAAUGAAAAGAGCUGUGGGAUCAAGACUGCCAAUUUUCUCGAAGGAAGAAUCUGAACUAGUUAAAGGCUCGUCUGACUUCAUAGGGAUCAUGCACUAUUUUCCAGCUUCUGUCAAAAACAUAAAAAUCGAACCUUCUCUUCCAAGAAACCCGGAUUUCUACUCAGACAUGGGGGUAUCUUUGAUUUAUCUUGGGAAUUUUUCAGGUUUCGGGUAUGAUAUUGUUCCAUGGGCUAUGGAAAGUGUCCUGGAACAUAUUAAGCAGGCCUAUGGCAAUCCUCCUGUCUACAUUCUUGAGAAUGGUACACCUAUGAAGCCAGACUUGCAGCUGCAACAGAAGGACACACGUAGGAUUGAGUACUUGCGUGCUUACAUUGGUGCUGUACUCAAAGCCGUUAGGAAUGGAUCAGACACGAGAGGAUACUUCGUAUGGUCAUUUAUGGAUUUGUACGAGUUACUAAGUGGAUACGAGCUUAGUUUUGGAUUAUACUCUGUCAAUUUCAGUGAUCCUCAUCGAAAGAGAUCUCCCAAACUCUCUGCUCACUGGUACUCUGAUUUUCUCAAAGGCAAAACCACUUUUUUUGGUUCCCAAGGCAUCACACAAUUGCAUAGAACCUUCUCUUCUUCCUCGUUAUAGUGAAUUGCAUUUCUGAUGAUUCCGACCCAGUUUGAUAAAGUCCGGUUAUGUAAUGAAUAAAAAAUACCAAGUUUAUGUUUACCUAAGAACAACAAUCGUUUAAUCUAUUAUAAUUGUGAGAGAUUCCUUAAAAUA
Messenger RNA from Arabidopsis lyrata subsp. lyrata, 1778 nucleotides. RefSeq names its product putative beta-glucosidase 2. The coding region runs from base 132 to 1643 and encodes 503 amino acids. Lineage: Eukaryota; Viridiplantae; Streptophyta; Magnoliopsida; Brassicales; Brassicaceae. Gene Ontology annotation, biological process: carbohydrate metabolic process. The transcript is spliced from 12 exons. The record is from RefSeq and is a predicted model, not a curated record. Gene Ontology annotation, molecular function: beta-glucosidase activity.